CCUCGUUUUCAGGUUCAGUACUCUCAUGGAUGGGUCUGAAUUGGACGACUUAAUGGACGACUUGGAAUUGAAUUCCAAGUGGGGAAUAUAUAUCUAUCUUGUUCUCCCGUACCCCUGCUUUCUCUAUAUAAACCACAUGAUUCAUAAUUGAGGAAUCACAAGAUUCUUCACAACAUUUCUCUUUCUGAAUCCAUGGCGUCUCCAAUAAUUUUCUUUCGUAUUGGCCUUCUUUCUUUAGCAAUCUCACAGUUCAUGAUAUCCACUGUGGCCGAGUUGGAUAAUUACAUUGUUCACAUGGAUUUAUCCGCCAUGCCAAAGGCCUUCUCCAGCCACCAUAACUGGUACUUGGCCACCAUUUCUUCAGCUUCUGAUGAUUCGUUGAUCUCUUCAUCGAAGCUCAUCUAUGGAUAUAGUAAUGUUAUCCAUGGAUUUAGUGCCAGUUUAUCUAAUUCCGAGCUUGAAGCCAUCAAAAGAUCACCCGGGUAUGUUUCUUCAUAUAGAGACAUGGCGGCCAAAGUUGACACUACGCAUUCUACCCAAUUUCUUGGCCUGAACUCCGCCUCCGGCGCAUGGCCGGUCGGAGAGUACGGCGAUGGCGUGAUAAUCGGGUUGGUCGACUCGGGGAUCUGGCCGGAAAGCGAGAGCUUCAGCGACGAUGGAAUUGGCGAAAUUCCGGCGAGAUGGAGAGGAGCUUGCGAGAGUGGAACCCAAUUCAGCCCCUCGUUGUGCAACAAGAAGCUCAUUGGGGCCCGGUUUUUCAACAAGGGGCUGGUGGCUAAGUUCCCCAAUGUGACCAUUGCGAUGAACUCCAGCCGGGACACCGACGGCCAUGGCACCCACACCUCGUCCACGGCCGCCGGGAAUUACGUGAAGGGCGCGUCCUACUUCGGCUACGCGCCGGGAACGGCCAACGGUGUGGCUCCAAAGGCCCACGUGGCCAUCUACAAGGCUAUAUUUGACGAGGGUGUUUACCUUUCCGAUAUUCUGGCCGCCAUUGAUCAAGCGAUCACCGAUGGUGUUGAUGUCUUGUCCCUUUCUCUGGGAAUAGACGGCCUUCCGUUGUACCAAGAUCCCAUUGCUAUAGGCACGUUCGCAGCUUUCGAACGAGGUAUAUUUGUCUCAACAUCGGCGGGGAACGAGGGGCCAUACCUCGAGACCCUGCACAACGGGACCCCUUGGGUUCUCACUGUCGCCGCCGGCACCAUAGACCGUGAAUUCUACGGGACUGUAAGUCUCGGCAAUGGGGUUUCAGUCACCGGCUCGACGCUCUAUCCAGGAAACUCGAGUUCCAGCCCGAUGCCACUUGUGUUCAUGGACAUGUGUGACGACGUCGAGGAAUUAAACAAGACCGGGUACAAAAUUGUUGUGUGCCAAGACAAGAACAAUUCCUUGGGGGAGCAGUUUUAUAAUGUUCAGAUUUCAACGGUUGCUGGAGCCAUCUUCAUAACCAACUACACUGACUUAGAACUCUUCCUGCAAAGCCUUUUUCCUGCUUUGUUUCUCAAUCCCAAGGAUGGAGAAAUUGUUCUGGACUACGUCAAGAACACCAAAUCGCCGGAAGGGAAAUUCGGGUUCCAAGGAACUAAAAUAGGGACUAAACCGGCGCCAAGAGUGACAAGCUACAGCUCGAGAGGGCCAUCGCCGACCUGCCCAUUUGUGCUCAAGCCGGAUCUCAUGGCUCCCGGCUCACUGAUCUUAGCUGCAUGGCCUCAGAAUGUCCCGGCGGCCUACUUGAUCAAGUCCGGCGUCGACCUUUUCAGCAACUUCAACAUCUUGUCAGGGACGUCAAUGUCGUGCCCGCAUGCCGCCGGAGUGGCGGUGCUGCUGAAGGCGGCGCACCCGGAAUGGAGUCCGGCAGCCGUCCGGUCGGCCAUGAUGACAACCUCGUACUCCACCGACAGUGCUUCGAACCCAAUUCAGGACAUUGGAUACGAUAACCAUCCGGCAACGCCUCUAGCCAUUGGAGCCGGACAUGUUGAUCCAAACAAGGCAUUGGACCCAGGCCUCGUCUACGACUUGGGAGUACAAGAUUACGUAAACCUCCUUUGUGGAAUGAAUUUCACGGCCCGCCAAAUAAAAACCAUAACAAGAACGUCUAAUUACAGCUGCGAGAGCCCAUCAUUGGACCUCAACUACCCUUCUUUUAUAGCUUAUUUCAACGCCAAUACUUCAGCAUCUAAUGGGAACAAAAUGAUAGAAUUUCAAAGAACGGUGACAAAUGUUGGGGAGGGAAGGGCGAGCUACGUCGCGAAGGUGACGCCAAUGGAGGGAUUAAGCCUUAGGGUGGUGCCUGAUAAGUUAGUUUUCAGGGAAAAGAAUGAGAAACAAAGCUUCAAUCUGAGAAUUGAAGGCCCAAUGCAGUUGAAAGAGACGGUGGUUUAUGGAUCUUUAAGUUGGGUGGAAACUGAAGGGAAGCAUGUUGUCAGAAGCCCCAUUGUGGCAACCAGCUUGAGUUCAGAACCAGUGUCAGGAUAGAACUCAGUAACUCGCCUGCUCCAACACUCGUCUGAUAAAUUGUUCCCAAUCUCUCAAUAAAAAAAUAAUUAUCUAAGCCAGGUGUAUGGAUAGAUUUGUAUAUUGAAAGCUCUAAGAUUUGAUCACGUCAACUCCAAAUUAUCAAAAAUUUAGAUUAGUGAGUGAUGAUCUGAAGCAAAUCUUGGCUUUUUGAUA
Molecule: messenger RNA, 2670 nt
Organism: Diospyros lotus (date-plum)
Lineage: Eukaryota; Viridiplantae; Streptophyta; Magnoliopsida; Ericales; Ebenaceae
Product: subtilisin-like protease SBT3
Exons: 2
Coding region: 193-2475 (760 amino acids)
Biological process (GO): proteolysis
Molecular function (GO): serine-type endopeptidase activity
Source: RefSeq, a predicted model, not a curated record